CUGCAGCUGAAUGCAGCUCAGUCUCGCACCGCAGGAGGAAGUGCUGCUGGCUUUCUUUUCCUCUUUCUCCCUCGUUUCCUUCCCCUAAACCCUGGGCUGCUCUCAGUCGCUGGUUUUCUCCUGCAGAAUCAGAGCUGUGUUUGGAUUGAACACGUGAAAGAGGAGUAGCAGAAGCCGCUGGAGGAGGACAGACCCCGUCUAGACCUCCUUCUCCAGAGUCAUGGAGAGCGACUCUCUCCCUCCUCCUCCGACCUUCAGCCCGGCCGUGCCUCCCUUCGUCAAGCUGGGGCUGACGGUGGCCUACACCAUCUUCUACUCUCUGCUCUUUGUGUUCGUGUACGUGCAGCUCUGGCUGGUGCUGAGAUACAGACACAAGCGCUUCAGCUACCAGACGGUGUUUCUGUUCUUGUGUCUGCUGUGGGCGGCUCUGCGAGCGCUGCUCUUCUCCUUUUAUUUCAGAGACUGCGUGACCGCAAACACACUCGGACCCUUGUCUUUCUGGCUGCUCUACUGUUUCCCCGUCUGCCUGCAGUUCUUCACCCUCAGCCUCAUGAAUCUGUACUUCGCACAGGUCAUUUUCAAGGCGAAGUCUAAAUAUUCACCAGAACUUCAGAAGUACAGGCUGCCGCUGUACCUGCUCUUCCUGUGCAUCAGCAUCCUCUUCCUGCUAGUGAACCUGACCUGUGCUCUGCUGGUGAAGAUGCAGACGAAGGCCGACACAGAGACUGUAGUGCUGGUGCGUGUGGCCAUCAACGACACGCUGUUCGUCCUCUGCGCCGUCUCACUCUCACUGUGUCUCUAUAAGAUCGCCAAGAUGUCUCUGGCCAACAUCUACCUAGAGUCCAAGGGAACAUCCGUGUGUCAGGUGACUCUGAUCGGAGCGACGGUGAUCCUGCUGUACUCCUCCCGUGCGUGUUAUAACCUCGUGGUGCUGGCACUGGCAAAAGUCAAGAGCAUCCACUCAUUUGACUAUGACUGGUACAACGUAUCAGACCAAGCAGAUCUGAAGUCGAUGUUGGGCGACGCUGGAUAUGUGGUUUUUGGGGUGAUCCUGUUUGUUUGGGAGCUGCUGCCCACUUCACUGGUGGUCUUCAUUUUCAGAGUCCGAAAGCCGGCUCAGGAUCGAAGUGUGUCAGUGAUCCCCGGCCACAUGUUCUCAUCUAGAGCUUAUUUCUUUGACAACCCGCGGCGUUACGACAGCGAUGAUGAUCUCGCGUGGAGUAUCAUCCCACAAAACAUUCAAGCCAGUCUUUCGCCGGACAGUUAUGAUUGGGGUGGUCGAAGCAACAGUUUUACUGCAAAUGUUGAAGGAGAAGAGUCCCAUCUAGCACCAGAGGAGUUGUAUCCCCACUAGAACAUUCCCAAUGAGGAGUGGUAUUAUUUUGCACAUUUCCUAUCACUGAUGGGUAAUAUUUCAUACCACAGAUGCCUUUACUGCUAUUUAUUACGGGAUUUAAUACAACAGUACAGCUUUGGAAGCAAAACUACCAGUAAUUUUCUCCAAGAAGAAAAAGAAAGUAAUGUGCAAAUGUUUCUUUGUGUAAAUGUGAUUUCAAAUGCACUACUCAGAGAUCAAUCAGAUAAGUUUUGCUCACUCCCAUGAUGCAUUGCGAAUUAUUUGAUCGAGUCGACCUCCCUACGUUCUACAUAGUAGUACUUGUAUAUUUAAAUAUUUGUAAGUGUUUGUAGUAAAUAUUUAUAUUUUGUAUUUAAA
Carassius carassius (crucian carp) is the source of this 1714-nucleotide messenger RNA. RefSeq names its product G protein-coupled receptor 137Ba. Gene Ontology annotation, biological process: positive regulation of TORC1 signaling; negative regulation of bone resorption; regulation of autophagy. The record is from RefSeq and is a predicted model, not a curated record. Gene Ontology annotation, cellular component: lysosomal membrane. The transcript is spliced from 7 exons. NCBI's taxonomy places the organism in Eukaryota, Metazoa, Chordata, Actinopteri, Cypriniformes, Cyprinidae. Bases 221 to 1354 code for a protein of 377 amino acids.